GGGUUGGAUGGCAUACACCAGGUGAAUCAGCUGUGCUUAAUUAGAUUUUGCUGCAGUGAAAAAAAAAAGGGCAGUGGGUCCAGUGACACUUGUACUGUCACAAUGGCUACCUUUUGUCAGUUUGCCUUUUUUAUAGCUUUUGGCAGUCUUGUUUCAGUGCAUGCAGACAUGAAACUGGACUGUCAGCAGGAUUUUGUUUCACUGGUAUGGACAGAGACCAGACCACAAGUAGAUACCUCACAGUAUCGCCUGGGGAACUGUUUUCCCACCAGCGUAACGGCUACUCAGGCAAUUUUUAAAGUGGAACUUAAUGCUUGUAAAUUCAGGAAACUGGUUACUGGAGACCUUCUGCAAUACAGCAAUAAUCUUACAUAUGUGUCAUCUGAGUUGGAACUUCUUCCCUUCAGUCUCCCGGUUACAUGUGUUUAUCAGAGGCCAAAGGAUUGGUACCCUAUGAUCUAUAAUCCUGUUUUUGAUACAUAUGGUCAAGGAGAACUUCUUUUCCACAUUGGAAUAAUGAACAAUGAUUUCACAGGGCCAGCUGAGUCCUCCAGUUUUCCUUUGGGCUCUCUUAUUCCAAUUAUGGCAAGUGUGCAACAGGCAUCUCACCAGCCAUUGCAGCUCUUUAUUGAGGAAUGUGUUGCUGCCACCACACCACAGUUGUCACCAAAUGGAGAUAAAUACACAAUAAUAACCAAUAAAGGAUGUCUUGUGGACAGUAAAGUCUCACGCUCAAGAUUUAUACCACGCCAAAAGUCGUCAGAAAUCCUUGGAUUUCUCCAAGCUUUCAGGUUUUCAACUGGGGAGCAGGUAUAUGUUCACUGCACACUUGUGGCAUGGGAUCCUGUUGGCCUUGAUAAGACAAAAAAGGCCUGCAACUAUGUCCAAGGCCAUGGAUGGGAACUGGUAGACAACCCUUCUUAUAACAGUCUCUGUGACUGCUGUGAAUCAAGUUGCAAUGCAAGAAAGAUUAGAAGUACUCCAUUAGGAAAUGAAAUGGUCCAUGAAGUGGUGCUUGGGCCAAUCAUGAUUUCUGAGUUUAGCGAUAGCCUCUUCUGAGUGAACUCCAAUAAAUAAUUUUAUUAAAGAAUUGAAAAGCUCCAA
Molecule: messenger RNA, 1104 nt
Organism: Boleophthalmus pectinirostris (great blue-spotted mudskipper)
Lineage: Eukaryota; Metazoa; Chordata; Actinopteri; Gobiiformes; Gobiidae
Product: zona pellucida sperm-binding protein 3-like
Exons: 10
Coding region: 103-1059 (318 amino acids)
Biological process (GO): binding of sperm to zona pellucida; egg coat formation; positive regulation of acrosome reaction
Cellular component (GO): extracellular matrix
Molecular function (GO): acrosin binding
Source: RefSeq, a predicted model, not a curated record